Messenger RNA from Ilyonectria robusta, 1793 nucleotides. Its product is annotated as fungal-specific transcription factor domain-containing protein. The record is from RefSeq and is a predicted model, not a curated record. Bases 22 to 1428 code for a protein of 468 amino acids. Gene Ontology annotation, biological process: positive regulation of transcription by RNA polymerase II. Lineage: Eukaryota; Fungi; Ascomycota; Sordariomycetes; Hypocreales; Nectriaceae. Gene Ontology annotation, cellular component: nucleus. The transcript is spliced from 3 exons. Gene Ontology annotation, molecular function: zinc ion binding; transcription cis-regulatory region binding; DNA-binding transcription factor activity, RNA polymerase II-specific.
UGACAACCUCACAUCUCUUCAAUGCCGAAACCGCCACAACCAGCUCCAGCGUCUAAGCCAACCGCCCUUCCCAACUCUGCGUCCUCCCGCGGGAGUGGCGCGUCCACUCCCCCCUCCGCCGCCAGAUCCGUCAAGAACCGCACCGGCUGCGAGCAAUGCAAGCGCCGCAAGGUCAAGUGCGACGAGAAGCGCCCGACGUGCGCGCGCUGCGAAGCCCGUGGCGAGACGUGCACGGGGAACUUCCAAUGCGAUCAGUGGCAGAUUGAGAGGCCGUGGAUCGUCGGCCUCGGCGCCGCGGCGUCCGGUCUGGAAAACGAUGCGUUGCGGUAUUGGUACGAUUCGGCUUGCUUGACCAUGGCCAUGUUUCCGCCGCCUGUCAAUUCGCUGUCGUAUCCUCUUGUGUCUCUGCUGCGCCGCUCAAAGGCCCUGCGUCAUGUCGUACAGUGCGUUGCUGUCGCGCAUCGUCAUGACUUCGCCGUGACGAGUCUCUCCCACGCCUUGCAGGAGCGCAACUUGGCCAUCGUCUCGCUGCAGGGCGAGCACUCGCGUAACCAGCAGAUGCUUUUGCGCACAGUCAUUCUGUCGUCGCUGAUCUUGUGCGUCUCAUCUGCUUGGCUGGAUCCCACGGGCAAAGAGUUUGGCAUCGAGUUUCUGUUCGGCGUCAAGGGCAUCAUCCAUCUGCUCACCGACACGGCGCCCACUGAUCCAUUUGCAUUUUACGUCAUGGGACUAUUUCUCUACCUCGAGGUGUUUUCUUCAUAUUUAGUUCCUGCUACUCUGCAGAGACGGCCUAGCGACCGCAUCGUCACGGCACUCAGCCAACCGCCCUUCAACACACUUGUGCAUCCGGUAACUGGCAUCGCAACUACCCUGUGUCCCAUCCUCACCGACAUAGGGCACUAUUACCGGCGCGUUGCAGAGACUAAGCAGCCGUGCAUCGAACGUGACCGCGAACUGCGUCGCCGGCUGUGGGAGUGGGAGCCUCCAGAGGGCUCGUCUCAGCUGGCACAGCUGGUGCAGCUUGCUGAAGGCUACAGGACCAUUGGUGACAUUAUGCUGUACCAAGCACGAGGUGUUGUGGCCAAGCUUGACGCCAUCGACUCGCGGAUGCUGCUGGAAAGAGUCUCCACCGUCAUGGAAACCAUCCGACACAUUCCGAAGCAAGAUGCCCUACUCAAUUGGGUGGGCCCGUUGCUGAUGAUUGCUGGCUCCGAGCUACCGGCCGACCGCUGCCAUGACCGGCGCUUGGUGGAGAUAUCGAGCUCGCGUCUCGUGAGUUUUACCAAGGUUCCGACCUAUGCCCGGAGCUUCGAGCUCAUCAAGCAAGUCUGGGAGCUGCAUGACAACGGCGUUCUUAUAACCUGGCUCGAGCUCAUGGUUGAGAGCGGCCUUUCACUAGCUGUUUAUAAUUCCAUUUACAGUGUCUAACUGAUGACAUUUACCAAACCCCCUCAUUUCCAAUUCUUGGAAGGUGCCGUCAGUCGCUGCACGGGAUUCGUUUCCGUCUCCUCCUCCAUGUCCUUCAUCCCAGUCCAUUCGCUUCCGACCUUGAAUUGGCGAAGGUCGUCGUAGUGACGGCCAAUCAUGUAGGGCAGAUACGCCGCGCCGCAGCCAAGAUCAUGCUCCUCAAUCACGGUGUAGUCGGCGCGCCCUGAGACGUACUCCAUCUCGCUGACGGUCAGAAUUGGAAUGCUGUGCAUAGGAUCGGAGGCCGUGCCGCGAACCACUAAUCGCCCGUGGCCUGCUGAGCGGCGAGUGUCGUGCUCGGCCACAGUCAAGACAUUGACCUUGGG